CAAUGAAAUCCCGCUACGGGAGACGCUUCCUUGUGAGCCCGCCCACUCUGUUCUCCUGCCUGUGCAGGGUUUGUUGUUAUCAAGAUGGAGUUCUUGUUGGGGAAUCCGUUUAGCACUCCCGUCGGCCAGUGUAUUGAGAAGGCCACUGAUGGGUCCCUGCAGAAUGAGGACUGGACGCUCAACAUGGAGAUCUGUGACAUUAUUAACGAGACAGAGGAAGGGCCCAAAGAUGCCAUCCGUGCCAUCAAGAAGAGGCUGAAUGGCAAUCGAAACUUCCGGGAGGUGAUGCUGGCUCUGACUGUGCUAGAGACUUGUGUGAAGAACUGUGGCCACCGCUUCCACGUCUUCGUGGCCACCCGGGACUUCAUCGACGGCAUCCUGGUGAAGAUCAUUUCUCCGAAAAACAACCCUCCCACUAUAGUGCAGGAUAAAGUGUUGGCACUGAUCCAGGCUUGGGCAGAUGCAUUCAGAAGCAGUCCAGACCUGACUGGAGUCGUCCAAAUUUAUGAAGAGCUGAAGAGAAAAGGUGUCGAGUUCCCCAUGGCAGACCUGGACGCUCUUUCGCCAAUCCACACGCCACAGAGAGGAGUCCCAGAGAUUGACCCAGCCUCACAUAAGUACAAAGCUAGUCCCCAGCCCAAGCCAGCAUCCCAGCCACCUCAGACCUCUGCAGCUAAUGUCUUGCCUGCUCAAACUCAGUUGCCAAAUAUGACAGGACCCAUCACGCCAAACCCAGAACAGAUUGCCAGACUGAGGAGUGAGCUGGACAUUGUGCGCGGGAACUGCAAAGUGAUGUCAGAGAUGCUGACAGAGAUGGUGCCAGGGCAAGAGGAUGCCUCUGACCUUGAGCUUCUCCAGGAGCUGAACAGGACAUGUCGGGCCAUGCAGCAGAGGAUAGUGGAGCUCAUCUCUCGUGUCACUAAUGAAGAGGUCACAGAGGAACUUCUACAUGUCAAUGAUGACCUAAACAACAUCUUUCUUCGCUAUGAAAGGUAUGAGAGAUACAGAUUGGGCAGGAACGCACAGAACAACGGGGUGUUGAAUGAGGCUUCAGUGGAGGAUAAUCUGAUAGAUCUGGGUCCGGGCUCUCCGGCAGUCGUCACCCCACGAGCCAGCACCGCAGCCACUCCGACACCUCCCUCCAGCCUGACUGCUGCUGCUGCUUCUGCUGCUGCCACCGCUCCAUCACUCUCCACACAGCUUGCAGGACUGAAUUUGGAUUCAGAUUCAGUAAGCGGCACUCUGAGUGCACUCUCUGCUCACAAUCCUCGUGAUGACUUUGACAUGUUCGCCCAGACCAGAAGCAGCUCCCUUGCUGACCAGCGCAAAAACGUGAAAUAUGAAGACCCACAGGCUCUCGGCGGCCUGGCUUCUGCUCUGGACGUCCGACAACAAAACACUGCCGGGCUGAGUGUAAAGGGUGAUAACGCAGAGUUGGAGCCCAUAGACAGCUGGCUCAUUACCCAAGGAAUGAUUCCUGUAUCGCAGUCGUCUGUCAUGGAUGACAUUGAGGAGUGGCUCAGUGCUGAUGUGAAAGGUGACGAGGCUGAGGAGGGAGUGACGAGUGAAGAGUUUGACAAGUUCUUAGAAGAGCGAGCCAAAGCUGCAGACUCAGCAUUACCGUCACCCCCUAGAGGCGAGCCCUCCGCUCCCGCGAGCGCACCGAGCAGCAGCCGGAAGAAAGCCGAGCGGACUGAGGACAACCUGUUUGCAUUGUAGGUCGCACAUGAACUUUAAGAAAAGCUCCGUUCAUCCCCCUCAGCAUUCCUUUGGAUGCCUGCUGCCUUUCCAUGCUGCUCUCUGUCACACGUUUCUUGAUCCAUCAUGGGACUCUUGGUUCAUUUCCACCUCUCAAGCUGCUGGCUGGAGCUGGGCAGCUUCUGUGAUCCGGCUCAUCUUCCAGACUCAGCAUGCUUUUGUGUGUAACUUCAGGGGCAGCGGGAUGAUCCGUCUUAAACGAGCGAAUUUCUCCUCAGUGAAGUCAUGUUGUAGUUUAGAUAUGCCAAGUUUAUAACUUACUUCUGUUUAUUAACAGAAGCCAUGCGGAAUCUGGCGUGGAAAAGUGAUAUAAUAUCUCAGAAGUCCCAUGCAAGUUUACCUAGCAAUCUGAAAAUCUGCUGUUCCAUAAGAAUAAUUUUUUUAAUUCCUGUGGUCCAAUGCCAUUAUACCACUAAGGGGAAAAUUAUAUACUGAAGAGUGACAUAUUAAAGGAAAAACAGACAGUCUUAGGAUUUGGGAUGGCUGAGUUACCAGAACAGCUUCCUUGCAACUUGGCAGAGAUUUUAUAGUUUCUAUAUAAAGUCUUUAUAGCUGAACUGGCUGAAUGAACACCAUUCUUCCGAUCGGUUUUCCCUCAAAAUUGCAUUUCCGAUAAUGGUGGCUUCAUCACUCCAAUAUCUCCCGCAGGUUUUCAGUUCAGACUGUAAACACCAUAGCAUACGACUUACAUUAUUUUCAUACUCAACAAACCAUUCAGUGAGACUUUGUGCCCUGUGAGUGGGGGUGGUGUUAUUCUGAAAGGGACCACUCCCAUCAGGUGAUCAGUCAGAAAAACGUUGUAUUGAUUUGCAGUGACCCUUUCCUCUAAUAGCACUUUUCCACUUAGCAAAUCACCCAUAGUCCAUGCUGUUGCUUUUUCCACCAACACCGGAGAGCACCUAAAAUAGUGCUGACCACUGAUUGCUAAAACGGUCAAACAGCAGUCGGUGAUCAAUGUCCCUGACGGAAGUCUCAUCUCUAUUGGGACAUAGCUUCAGUACAUGGCUAAUAGUGACUGCCAAAAUGAUUUACUCUUUUCAUUAGUUCUUUCUCUGACAGAUUUUAUUGUUUCAGUUUGAUGUUUCCACUACUUCUUAGUGAUACCUCAAGAAUUAGAAGUUUAAAGGUGUAACCAGCAUAUAAUUUGCUUUUGGAAUUAAUCCAAUCCAUAUUGAUGCCACAGCAAGUCUGAAUUAAAAAAAAAAAAAUUCCUCCUGCCAGAAGUAGAUUUUAAGGCUGUUUUGAGUAUUUGUACAAAUUUGUAGACCUCUUGUUGGUGGAGGAGGAAUCCCAUGAAUGCCAUUGUACUCAUUAUUUAUUUAUGCAGUUAAACACACCUGAUAUUAUUCAGCCAUGAGAUACACACAUUUUGUGUGUGGGUGUGUGUAUGGUGGUUUUUUUUUUGUUUUGUUUUUUUAACGUUUGUCUAAUAAGGACACUCAUUUCUGUCUUUUUAUUAAAGUACUGGCACGCAUUGCUGUGUUUGUAGGCAGCCAUUAAUUAAAAGCUUGUUCCUCAGUUAGUUAGAGAUAAAAAUGUUGUGUACCUACACUAUAUUGGCAAAAGUUUUGGGACACCCCACCAAAUCAUUGCAUUCAGGGGUUGGGCUUGGUCCCUUAGUUCCAGUGAAAGGAACUCUUAAUGCUUCAUCAAACCAAGACAUUUUGGACAAUUUCAUGCUCAUAACAUUGUGGGAACAGUUUGGGGAUGACCCCUUCCUGUUCCAACAUGACUGCACACCAGUGCACAAAGCAAGGUCCAUAAAGACAUGGAUGAGCGAGUUUGUGGAGGAGUCCUGACCUUGACUCGAUAGAACACCUUUAGGAUGAAUUAGAGCGGAGACUGCGAGCCAGGCCUUCUCGUCCAACAUCAGAGCCUGACCUCACAGAUGCACUUCUAGAGGAAUGGUCAAAAAUUCCCAUAAACCUUGUGGAAAGCCUUCAAAGAAGAGUUGAAGCUGUUAUAGCUACAAAGAGCAGGUCAACUCCAUAUUACAUUCAUGUGCAUGUAAAGGCAGGUGUCCCAAAACCUUUAGUGUAAGUCAGAGAUGCAUAGUUUUAUUUACAUUUGCUAUUAUCUAUAUUUUAUGUAGUAUUACUGUUAUGCUAGCCCUUUGAUAUCCUACACAGAGACUACUCCUCGGAGUGUCAAUUUCUUUUAUCUCUGGUUAUUUGCAUUGUUUGGUGGAGAAGCGCUAUGAAGGGUCUAGCACUGCUAAAACAAUACCCCUAAUAUCAUAACAGGACUACCAAUUUUUUCCUUUAAUUUAUCAUGUUUUUGCAUGUAUUCAGUUAAAUCUGAGAUUUUGUUGUUUUUUUCCCUCUUUCACCUCUGUCUGAGUUUCUUAUUUGCUUUGAGUGUUAAGUGGAUGAAUGAAGUUGCAUCGUCGUAAUCAUGAAAACGGUGACCAAAGACAGUUUCCAAAAAAGGGAUCUCUUAGCUCUUGUUUCAGAGAGCUAUGAGCAUUUCCAAAUGGUUCCAAGAAUCAAAGUUCUAUAAAACACACUGCCUACUUAAUACUGUUUGGGGACAUUAAAUUAUCAUUAAAGUGAUUCGAAGAAAUAGUUCACAUGCACUUAUGAAGCAUUUGUGAACAAUAUUUGAUUUUCAGAAUCAUGUAUUUUUAUGUACAAGUUCAUAGCCAAUAAAAAAUAAAUAUAUAUAUAUAUAUAUAUAUAUAAAU
Hemibagrus wyckioides is the source of this 4441-nucleotide messenger RNA. It is a transcript of the gene tom1l2a, whose product is annotated as TOM1-like protein 2. The record is from RefSeq and is a predicted model, not a curated record. NCBI's taxonomy places the organism in Eukaryota, Metazoa, Chordata, Actinopteri, Siluriformes, Bagridae. Gene Ontology annotation, molecular function: ubiquitin binding; clathrin binding; phosphatidylinositol binding. The transcript is spliced from 16 exons. Gene Ontology annotation, biological process: signal transduction. Gene Ontology annotation, cellular component: endosome; membrane. The coding region runs from base 85 to 1719 and encodes 544 amino acids.